Sinocyclocheilus grahami is the source of this 3948-nucleotide messenger RNA. RefSeq names its product PHD finger protein 10-like. The coding region runs from base 66 to 1205 and encodes 379 amino acids. The record is from RefSeq and is a predicted model, not a curated record. Lineage: Eukaryota; Metazoa; Chordata; Actinopteri; Cypriniformes; Cyprinidae. The transcript has 10 exons.
AACGCUUCCUCGCGUUCUUAGUUUCCGGUCGGACUGUGACGCUCUUUCCGCAGCAGAACAUCAACAUGGCAGCGGUUCUUUCACCGAGACCGUGCGAUAGCAAUCCCGCGACUCCUGGGACGCAGUCUGUGAAGGAUGACAUUGAGGAGAACUCCAGUGAUGGCAGUCAAGCCCCCAAGAGACGCAGGAUGGGGUCAGGGGACAGCUCCAGGAGCUGUGACACGUCCAGCCAUGAGCUGGGACCAACAUACUUUCCUGCGGAGAAUCUGACGGAAUACAAGUGGCCUCCGGAUGACACCGGGGAGUAUUAUAUGUUACAAGAACAAGUGAGCGAGUAUCUGGGAGUCACGUCAUUCAAGCGGAAAUAUCCAGAUUUGGAAAGAAGAGACCUGUCUCACAAAGAAAAACUUUAUCUGAGAGAGCAAAAUGUCAUUACGGAAACACAGUGUACUUUGGGUCUCACUGCUCUGCGCAGUGAUGAAGUCAUUGAUUUGAUGAUUAAGGAGUAUCCAGCCAAACAUGCAGAGUACUCUGUCAUACUCCAGGAGCGAGAGCGCCAGCGGAUCACUAAGGAAUACUCUGUGAGCACUCUUAGUGCGCAAAUGCAGCAACAGAAUCCUCAAAAAGUUGAAGCCAGUAAAGUGCCCGAGUACAUAAAGAAAGCAGCGAAAAAAGCUGCUGAAUUCAACAGUAAUUUCAACCGAGAGCGGAUGGAGGAGAGGAGGGCUUAUUUUGACCUUCAAACACAUAUUAUUCAAGUACCUCAAGGAAGAUACAAAGUCCUCCCUCCAGAGAGGACCAAGACCGGUCCAUACCCAGUUGCCCUCAUUCCUGGCCAGUUCCAAGAGUACUACAAAAGGUACUCUCCAAAUGAGCUCCGCUACUUGCCUUUGAACACCGCUCUAUACGAGCCUCCACUGGACCCAGAGCUGCCUGCCCCGGACAGUGAUGGUGAUUCUGAUGAUGGUGAGGAUGGUAAAGAAGACGGCAAAAAAAAUAAAGGUUCCUCAGACAGUUCAUCAGGAAACACUUCGGAUGGAGACAGCCAAGACAGCGCAAUUCAAUCCAAAGUCAAGAGCAAAGAUGGCACUCCUCGCACCAUCCAACACAAAUCUGUCCCUGGGUACAAGAGCAAAGAUGGCACUCCUCGCACCAUCCAACACAAAUCUGUCCCUGGGUACAAGGUAGAAGAAAAAAGCCCCUGAUCUUUUUUUAAAAUAACCCAACACCUCUCUUCUCCCCUUUUCGCCACCCCUCUUUUCCAGCACUUUCAGCAGAGAAGUCCUCUUUCUUCUGACUUGAUCAUCAAUCAGUACAUGGUCCAAACACACACACACACACACACACACACACACCUGGUGGUCAUAGAUCGGGACUGCAUGUGUCAAUGGAACUUCUUUUUUCGUUUGAAGAACGGCACCCAUUUUUUCAGUGCCAGGAAACCCAGUGACAGUUCCUGUGUUCUGCACAAACCUUUGGAGCAAUAACGUUUUUGUGUGGUACUGCCGUUAGUUUUUUUUUGUUUGUUUUUGCUGUGUGAUGCGCUUGUGAAGGUAAAUACCCUUAUAAAAUGAACCGUACUUAAUAUAGCUUAAAAUACCUCUAUUUAUCUCUCUACCUGCCUGCUUGCCUGUCAGUUAAACUGAAGGGCAUGCAAGCAAUUUCAUUUGGCUGCUAAACACAAAAAAAAAGUGUUAAUAAUCCGUAGAUAUGAAACAAUUGAAGAAAUAUUAAGGGUGCACUCAGUAAUGUUUUCCCUGGUUUACAAAUGUAUAGUCAUAAGGAAAAAGAAUCGAAUAGGACUUUUGGAGAAUGACUGAUGCAGAUUGCAGUCAUGCCAGUCAAGUUAUUUAAUUCUGCGUUGAGCGGGUCACCCACUUAUGGGUGCCGCAAUGCUGAGAUCACAUGACCAGCUGGGUCUUGCAACCCAACCAAGUUACUAAUAGCAAUAAAAGAAGCACCAAGCACGUUCGCAGCGCUCAAGGCACAUUUUCAAAGCUCUUUUCCAUUAAGCAGCAGUAAGCCAAUCUCCAAAAAGGAUGAAAAAAAUAUGGAUUAAAAAGGAAUGAAAUAAAUUCACAAAUAAACCGUCAUAUAUUUGUUUUUUGAGACUCCUAACAUAUAUUUGUGCAUAGCAUUCUAUUUAUUUGUGCAUUGGUUUAUUUUUUGUGAAACUUUUUUUAUAUUUAUUUGUGAGUUCUAAACUAUUUAUUUGGAAAUGCGCAACAAUUCUGACCCCAUUAAAACAUCAUAACAGGACCGUGCAAAGUUAUGCCUUCAUAAAACUUGAAAUAUAACUAUUCCAAAUAUUGUAAAAUGUCAUUAAUGCGCGCUUAGUCUUAAAGGGGUAGUUCACCCAAAUUUCGACUCUCUGACUUUUGUGAAGCACAAAAGAAGAUAUUUUGAAGAAUGUCGGUAGCCACAGUUUUGGUUACCAUUGACUUCCAUUGUGUGGACAGAAAAGUUAAAGUCAUACAGGUCCGGUGAACUAUUCCUUUAAUAUCGUUUAACUCUGCCUUUAACAGUUAAAGUAAACUUACUGAGUGCACUUUUAAAGUUCGCUUUAUUUAUCAUGCUAGUGAUGCAUUACUCUCUUUCAGGCAUGAAAUGGUUAUCAAACUAUUGUUUGGUAUAACAUUGUCAAACUGAAUAUCAGUGGUUUUCUAAACUGACUCUCUGGGCACCUUAAAUAUGCUUGAUAUCUGUGUUUCCUUUGAUUUAGUCUGAUUAAAUUGUGUAAGUUGCUUGUUUUCUUGUCAAAAUGCUUACUGGAUCAACAAAACGGUUUUACACAUCACAAAUGAUCCACAAUACAAAGCAAAAUGUAUACAAAGUGAAUUACAACUACCAAUAAUUUGACAGUGUUAUAUAAUGCAAGAAAUUAUUUAGCCCGCAUAUGCUUGCAUUUUAAGAUACAUUUCUGCUUGCUUAAAUUAUGCUUCUUGCAAUAGAUACAUUGUUUCUGACGGUUUUAAUAUUCUUGGUUGAAAAGGUUCAUUUUUUUCUUGUGGAAGAAAUGUUUGCAUGAUUUAUUGGACCGUUUAAAGCAAUUUUAAAAUACUCCCCAGCUAAAGGCUCGUUUUAGCCCCAUCAUAGUUCUUAUUAGUUUCCCCUGUAGUUCUGUUAUCUCAGGAAGUGUGAGCGGUGUAAACUGUCCCAGGCUAUUUUCUGAAUAGCACACUACUACGAGUAUGCAUAGUUUUCUGUGCAGUACACUACAGUGCACAUUGUGAUGCCAUUGCUUUAUCCCACAAUGCAUUGCAUUCUAACUGAAUUCUAGAAUGAAAUGGAACUCUCUUUUUUUGUUUUUUUUACGCAAAAUGGAAUUUACCAUUAUUUUGCGAUAUGAGAACUGUACGGCACUCAUGUAACUGUAUAAGGUCAUGUGACAACAGUGUCGCAUACUACUGGUCGAAAACAUUUUUUGUUGAAUGUUGCAUACUGUUUGACUUUUUUAAAGAGAUGAAUAGGCAGGGUUCUGAGCAGCCCCAUUUAUGUUUUCCCUUUUAACAAUUAGUUCGCCUGUUCAUUUCGCUUAAGGUGUUUUCUUUAGCAGUUCAUUAUCCUGUGUUUAUGGGUAGAGAAUAUAUCGUGCCGAUAAUUAGCUGAAUAUGGCCAUGAUAUCAGUGAGGUGUGUGUUCUGGAAAUUUGAAAACCUAGUUACACUUGAAACUAAAUGAUGAAUGUUAAUCUGAUUUGAAUGUGGUGUUUAAGUCAUAAAUCACUGCAGCACUUAUGAAAGACGGUAGGUACAGCUUCUGUUGAUCCUCUCACUGUACACUGUGUUGUUGGCUGAUUUCCAUCCCUCUUUUAUGCAAUCUCUCGAGUCGUGUUAAGAGUGUUUGUAGUUAAACAACAUUCAAUGUUCUUGUGUGUGUUUUUUUUGGAUGUAAUCCUACUGUGACAGAAUUAAGGAUUUUGUCCUUCCGUUAACAUAACCGUGAGCUU